Molecule: messenger RNA, 6114 nt
Organism: Oppiella nova
Lineage: Eukaryota; Metazoa; Arthropoda; Arachnida; Sarcoptiformes; Oppiidae
Source: the annotation of a GenBank genome assembly
AUGGCGAAGAUGUCGCGCAGCAGUACCACCACAUCGUUGGAUGAAUACGAGCUCAUGUCUGACGCCAAGUAUCGCACUUACGUCCAGCAGAUCGACAAAGCGUUGAAAGGCUUUGAGUACACGUCUGAGUGGGCGGAUCUGGUCAACGCACUCGGCAAACUCAACAAGGGCGCAGCCAAGUGUCAACCGGUCGCCAACCGCGUCUGCUACGUAGGCCGCGACGGUAGCCCGGUCCACCUCAAGGCACUGGAAACCUAUGAUCUCAUCUUCAAAUGCAUUGGAACCGAUCGCCUCAUCCAAGAGCUCAGCAUUUACUCCAACGGUCUGUUCCCGUUGCUCAGCCACGCGGCCAUUAACGUGAAGCCAUCGCUUCUGGAGAUCUAUGAGAAACACUUCAUACCUCUGGGGCCGCGACUGAAGCCGGCGUUGGAUGGCUUCCUGAUCGCUGUGUUGCCCGGACUCGAGGAGAACGACUGUCACGAGCGGACGGAUAAGUUGCUGCUCGAGGUGUGCUCUGCCGUCUCGCAGGAGUUCUUCUACGGCUCCCUUUGGCGAUGCGUUUUGUAUAACCCGUCGGUCCGACUGCACGCCAUUAUGUUUAUAUCGUCUCAUUUCAACAAAAAGCGCAGUCUUGAGGACCAGUUGUAUAUAAUGGGCACUUGUCUGCAGACUAUGAUCACCGGUAUCUGCGCGGCACUGCUGGACACCACCAAUGUGUUGGUCCAGCGGGCGAUCCUCGACCUCUUGCUCUCGUGUUUCCCAAUGCAUAACAAACAGAUCGCGCGACAGGACAUGAUUAGCAUAACGACGGCCGCCAUAACUGUGCUCUUGAGGAGAGACGUGUCGCUGAACCGUCGGUUUACGCAGUGGUUGACCGCUGAGGACAACUCGAACCCCAAGUCAAAGAGUAUAGCCUUGAAAUACGCCAAAAGUGUCGGCUCUGAUCAGUCGUAUUUCAAUACAUUCGCCAAAGAGCUCGUCUUAGAGGCCUUCAAAAUAUGUCUAAUCGACCCGUCGACUGUAAUCCCAAUUCCGAAUUCGUGGUCAAGUUUGGGAGACUUAUGGCCGUAUCGGUUGCUUAUAUGUAUCAUAGAUCACAGGGAUAUCAGUCAACCCAUUAUCGACAGCCUGUGCAUCGAAAUAUUGCGUGCAUUAUAUCAUGAGUUUGGUUUUGUGGGCAAUAAUAAUAACAAUAAUAAUAAGUCAAACAAAGCGGACUUAUUGCGGACAACGAAUCUGUUGUUCACAAACAUCGGAAUCAAUUAUUUAUGGCAACACGUCUGCCAACUCUUCACCCAUUCCUGCGCCCACUAUAAACACAUUGAACGCGAAGCCAAUGAAUGUCACGUGAAGUGUGUCGGCUUCGAGACGAUCACUAUUCUGGAGAUGUGUUCAAUCGUUAACUUCAUUCUGGAGAACGUGUCCAUUGAGACGCCCGAGAACUCCAGCCAAAGCUAUUUAUCGCAAUUCCUGCUCCACGUCCUCAACGCACUCAUCAGUUACGCGGAUGUGCUUCAGAGCAUCGAUUUCGAGCACUCGAUUAGGUUGUGCUCUAAUAUUGUCAAUAAGAUUAAGCCCACAAUCGCUCAGACAUUACAGAACCGACUUAAGAGAGAGGGCAGUGAACACAAAAUGAGUGGUAAACCCACGCAAAAGAUUGAUUCAGUCAUCAGAGAGGAGGCGGAAGACUGUGAACCGCAGCCGCUGUCGGAGGAAGUGCUGAACGAAGAGCUGUUCCAAAAAUGUCUGAUCAAUACAUUGCAGACACUGUUCAAUGUGUUGGUUGAGAACCGUUUAGUGAAAAACAAAACUGAUUUAAGCGAGUGUUUCGCUUCACUUCGAGUGUCAUCUGUGAACAGCGAUAGAGACAUGAGUUUCGAGACACCAAUCAAAUCGAUUGAAAUCAAUCCGCAAAUGAUCGACGUCUACACCCAUUUGUGCCAACUGUUGGUCCAGAUGUCGGCCAUUCCCUCGCUGUCCGACAAGAAGACGAAUAAACUUUUGUUUUCCAAUUGCGAUGAAUUGCAUCAAUGGGUUCAACACCUGCUAGUGCUGGCCGUAUAUCCCGUGGACUGUCUGCAAGUCUGCUACUCAUCCAUAUCAACCACUUUAGACUUAAUCACAUUAACCAAAGCCUUGCUCUUCGAUCUGCCGGUCAGUCAGAUGUCGAUCACAUCCAACGGAUCACCAAUUUUCGACUUCAGCACAAACGACGAGACGACGAACGGGAAUAAGUCUCUAAACUUUGAUCCAAUGAUAUCGGCCAACGAAUUGGCGUUUGUUUUUCAUCAGACCUCGUGGUUCACGCAAACCACUAACAAAUUAUGGGCUAAUCUUGAGGACAGUAAGGCUCACCUGCAUUUGGAAACGGCAACACUUCUACAACAGUUACACAACUUAGCCGUCGAUUCAUCGGUGUGUGAGUCCGUCAUCUGCACAGCAAUGAUAUCUCCCGACGAAAACGUUGCGUACGAAUCGCGCAAACGGUUCACCAUUUUAUAUAACAUCACGAGAGACAUGAAAAUGAAGACAAUUCCGGUGGCAAUGGUUCGCGAGUUCGAUAGACCGCUGUUUUUCAUGUUAGACAGUCUGUCGCACAAAGUGGACGCCCAUAACCCACAAGGGUACCUAACCGACUUGGUAGUCGGGGGCAUCGGCGGUGUGACGGACACGGCCUCCAAGUCGGGCGACGACAUCGACAACGCUUCCAUAGCCAACUCCGAGUCGAAGAUCUACGCCAUCAGCAGCACGGGAGGGAACGUCAUAUACCACGUGAACUCUGACGGCCGCAUGCGGUUCGCGCCCUCACCCGUGCCCUCAAACAAAGUGCUGACACUCACGCAGACGGCCAACUCGUCGUCGAACUCGCAUUCGCUUAACAAAUGGAUUACAUCGAAGAUAACAGAGGGCGUCAUACUCCACGGCGGGAGUGAGUUGUCGCUGCGCAAGCUCUAUAAGCACUCCAGUUCCAUACCAUUCGCCCGAUCCCUGCCAAACCUGUCGAACAUCAGGCGUUUGGACACGAAGUCUAUCAAAUCAGACAAUGUGACCAAAUCGCCCACUCCUUACUCGACACCCAUCCCGUCGAGAGCCACGACCACCUGUUCGACACCCAUUCCCUCCAAGAAAAUUAUUGAUGACUCCGAGCUUACAGAUGCCGAAGCGGUGCAGUUAGUUCUCGAAGAACUGAUCGAUAGAGUGGUUUAUGAGUUGGAGGACAGUUGCGAGUCAGAGGACAGUCAGACGGCUAUAACCAAUUCGGAGACGAUAAGCGUGGGCCCCAACAGCCGGCCCGUAGCGCUGAGUCAACUGCACUCCCAUAUGCUUCUCUACCAACAGGUGUACGACUCGAAGCGAACGCUGUAUGCGUUGACCACUCUUUGGAAUAUAAUAUUAGCCGAACCCCAGAGAGUGCUCUUCUCGAUGGCCACCACUAGUAUCAGCAAUAGGUUAGGUCUGCGAUCGCAGGAACUGCAGGCCAUCUGCGCCCGUCAUCGCAACUCUCUGUAUGGCAAAGGCUUUUACAGUGACUUGAGUUCGGAUUCGAUCACAUCGUUUAGGAGCAGUUCCUUCCUGGAAGUGGUGGUGUCGUCGUGUAUGCAAUACCUGAGGAGUUAUUACCCGAGUUUACCGCAAACGCGACUCAACGACGACGAGAUCGCCGGCAACCAAAAGGUGCGAAUCGUUUCGUGCGAAGUCCUGCGACUGAUAUUCAAUCAGUUGUCGGUUGCCGUGAAGGGGAAGCAGACGUUCUCCACGUAUUUACAUGAUUUGCUGAUGAGAUGCAAAGUCCAGAAGUCGAUCCUUCAGUGCAUUGUUUCGAGUGUUUAUAACUUCCAGAGUAAGAAGGAGCCCAACGCUAGCAGCGACACCGCCUUCGCCGACGCUCUCAUUCAGUUCAACGAAUGUCACAACACUUCUAAUGGCUUUCAAGAAGACCUCCAGAAGUCUUUGCUUAAGCUAUUGGAGGAACUGAUGAUUUUGGAGCACAGGGUGGCGCCCAACAGCUCCGACAAAGAGCAGCCGACACACAACAGGAAGGGGAGUGACUCGAGAGCCGCCAGAAUCCGAUUCCAACCCCAAAUGUCUUCACUUAAGUACUACCCAAAUAUGUUAAUACCGGCGCAGUCUAUGUUCCUGUCGGCCAUCCAGACAGCGCUACAACAGUCACAUAAAGUCCAUUUGCACUCCAAUUGGUUAGAGUUGGUCGAGUCGACGCUCCCGUUCGCCGGGCGCUCCCUCUCGCGACUAGUGGUCUGCGUAUUGACCCAAUUGUGCCAAAAUCUCGAGACCACGUCCGCUAAGAUAUCGACAAAAGCCAUGAAAGACGACAAAACAGAGAUGUCUUCAAAUUAUUUAAUAGUCUUACUGAAGAGUUUGGCCACUCUUUGCCACUUCUGUCUACUGGACACGUCUAGUGCGGCGGCCAGUCCUACCCUAUCGCCGCAGUCGCAGCCAAUCACCUCCUCAUCCACUCUAAUCCAAUCGAAUUCUAAUCCGUUUUCGGUGUUAACAAACUUUCUGCACGUCUUCACAGUCUCGGAUUCAAACCCAGACAUGUCGUCCGCGGGUCGGGAGGGCUCGGCUAAUGACCCGUUAAUAUCGACCCGAAAAACAGUGUUAACGCAUUUGCCGCGCGUUUUAUCGGCUCUCCUAAUGGUUUGGAAGCAAAUAAAACUGUCGGAAAAGAGUUCGGUUGACAACGGCUGGCAGAUAAUGGGCAGCAGUAAGGAAGUGAAGCAAAACAUCUUAAGCUUCUUAUCGCCGCUGUCUCUCAUCCACGGCUCGCAUUUCAUGACCGCUGUGGCCAUUGUCUGGUACGACGUUAGAGACAACACGGGUGUGAAAAGUAAGAAACAGUGGACACAGAACUGUUCGUCCGAUCAGUUAUUGUUAGUGGAAUUGGUGGCCGACAUCCGAGUGCUGCCCAUGGAGUCAGUGUUGCAGACAAUUCGUCAGACAAUGAGAGCGCCGCCCAAUGCCAACAGCUCUAAGCACAUGAAGCGGCCGCCCAUUGAGGUCUGUAUGUUGCAGUUCUUCCUCGCGUACAUCAAAGCCUUCCCCGGCUCUCAACUGCUCGAGUGCUGGAAAUCUGUGUUAUCGCUGCUCAAAGAAGGCCUCCAGAUCUCGUCGAUGGCGCAGCCGUUGGUUCAGUUCCAUCUGUUGGCUAUCCUCCAUGAGUUCGUUCAGGCGGCGCCUCUCAUAGAGGACCGCAAAGACCAGAAGGAUCUGCAAGACGUGGCACAGAAGUUGGUGGACGCGUGCACUACAGUGGCCGGCGCUCGACUCGGACAGACCAAGUGGUUGCGCAGGAAUCUGGAGGUGAUUCCCGGCCCGCAGGCCGAUCACGUCGAAGAUGAGGGCAACGACUUUGAGAACUCGUUCCACGCCAUCGACUCCAUGAAUGGUAACUUGGAUUUGACGAACAUUUCGGAGGCCGACAACUCGUUCCUCUCGAAGUUCAGUGUCCAGGCAUUGUGUGCUUUGGCUGAAUUUGUGGCGCCUGUUCUCGAUGUGGUUUACGUGAGCGAAGAGAAGGAGAAAGUGGUUCCGUUGGUGUCGAAUAUCAUGUAUUAUAUCGUGCCGUACCUUAAGAACCGGAGUAAACACAACGCCCCGAGUUUUAGGGCCUGUUCUCACUUACUGUCAAAUAUGUCUGGAUAUCAAUACACACGCAAAGCGUGGCGUAAAGACGCCUUCGAGCUCCUACUCGACCCGACAUUCUUCCAGUUGGACUCCGAGUGCUUCGCCCACUGGAAGACAAUUAUCGAUCACCUCAUGACUCACGACAAGAAUACGUUCAGAGAGUUCUUGAGCCGAAUGUCGAUCGCGCAGUCGAGUGGUGCGCUUAAGCUGUUCAGCAGUAAAGACCAAGAGAUCGAACAAAGAGCUAAUUUGGUGAAGAGGUUGGCGUUCAUACUGUUCUGCAGUGAGAAGGAUCAGUACCAGAAGUAUAUGUCCGAAAUACAAGAGAAGCUCAUCGAAUCGCACCGUCUGAGUCAAUCACCUCUAGUUCAGGCGCAGGUAUUGCUCUGUUUCCGAGUCAUUAUUCUGCGGAUGUCUGCCCAUCACUUGACGUCGUUGUGGCCCUUCAUCUACACCGAAAUGGUUGGU